This is a messenger RNA of Xenopus laevis (African clawed frog), 6515 nucleotides long. RefSeq names its product ATP binding cassette subfamily D member 2 L homeolog (gene abcd2.L). Gene Ontology annotation, biological process: peroxisome organization; fatty acid beta-oxidation; transmembrane transport. Gene Ontology annotation, cellular component: peroxisomal membrane; membrane. The record is from RefSeq and is a predicted model, not a curated record. Gene Ontology annotation, molecular function: ATP hydrolysis activity; long-chain fatty acid transmembrane transporter activity; ATPase-coupled transmembrane transporter activity. Bases 52 to 2247 code for a protein of 731 amino acids. NCBI's taxonomy places the organism in Eukaryota, Metazoa, Chordata, Amphibia, Anura, Pipidae. The transcript is spliced from 10 exons.
GUCCCUCGUUUCGUAGGUUUGUUAAUAGGGGUGUGUGGUAGUUCAUUAGAGAUGUCUCACUUACUGCAGGCAGGGGAAAGGGUGAAAUGGGGCCGGGAGAAAGCACUAAAGAGAGCGGCCGUGGUGCUGGCCGCUGCCUACUGCCUUAAGACCAUCUAUCCCAUUGUGUGCCGGAGGAUGCGACAGAAGGAGAGCGACAGCAGCCCGUGCAGACAGUCACCCCGCGACACCUCUUCUAAAGGCGGCCACAAGCCCAGCUCCCCGGCCGUCAAUGCGGAAUUCUACCGGCAGCUGCUGGAGCUCAGGCGGAUCCUGUUCCCGAAGCUGGUGAGCAAGGAGCUGGGGCUGCUGUCAGUGCACUCGCUGGCGCUCGUCUCCAGGACCUUUCUGUCCGUCUAUGUGGCGGGUCUGGACGGCAAGAUAGUGAAAAGCAUCGUGGAGAAGAAUCCGCGGCGCUUCCUCAUGCAGCUCAUCAAAUGGCUUCUCAUUGCCAUCCCGGCCACCUUUGUGAAUAGCGCGAUCCGCUACUUGGAGGGCAAACUGGCGCUGGCUCUGCGCACUCGCCUGGUGGAUCACGCCUACCAGACCUACUUUGCGGAUCAGACUUAUUAUAAGAUUAUUAACAUGGACAGCAGGUUGGCCAAUCCCGACCAGUCUCUGACUGAGGAUAUCAUGAUGUUCUCCCAGUCUGUGGCACAUUUGUACUCCAACCUCACUAAACCCAUCCUGGAUGUGGUACUCACAUCUUACACCCUCAUCCAGACUGCCAGGUCCCGAGGAGCCAACCCCCUGGGGCCCACCCUGCUAGCCGGCCUGGUGGUCUAUGCCACAGCCAAGGUGCUCAAGGCAUGCUCCCCGAAAUUUGGCAAAUUAGUAGCUGAGGAAGCCCACAGGAAGGGAUACCUGCGCUAUGUGCACUCUAGAAUUAUAGCCAAUGUGGAAGAAAUUGCCUUUUACAGAGGUCAUAAGGUAGAGAUGACUAAACUUCAAAAGAGUUAUAGGGCUUUGGCUGGUCAAAUAAAUCUUAUCUUAUCCAAACGUCUUUGGUAUGUCAUGAUAGAACAAUUCCUGAUGAAAUAUGUUUGGAGCAGCAGUGGGUUGGUGAUGGUCGCUGUUCCCAUCAUCACUGCAACUGGCUUUGCAGAUGGUGAUUUAGAAGAUGGACAGAAACACGCCAUGGUGAGCGAACGAACUGAAGCUUUCACUACAGCCAGGAAUCUACUGGCUUCAGGAGCUGAUGCCAUUGAAAGAAUUAUGUCUUCAUACAAAGAGGUCACAGAAUUAGCUGGCUAUACAGCCAGGGUAUAUAAUAUGCUUUUAGUCUUUAAUGAAGUUAAGAAAGGAAUAUACAAGAGAUCUUUAAUCCAGGAAACAAAAAACAACAAUAAGAACAAGGAGAAAACAGAGCUGCACAUUGAUGGGCCAUUGGAAAUUAAAGGUAAAGUAAUUGAUGUUGAGCAUGGAAUCAUUUGUGAGGAUGUUCCUAUAAUAACCCCAAAUGGAGAUGUGGUGGUUUCCAAGCUAAAUAUUAAGGUAGAGGAAGGAAUGCAUCUUCUAAUUACUGGACCCAAUGGCUGUGGAAAAAGUUCUCUAUUCAGAAUUUUAGGUGGACUAUGGCCAGUUUAUGGAGGAGUUCUCUACAAACCUCCACCUCAGAAGAUGUUUUAUAUUCCACAAAGACCAUACAUGUCCAUCGGAACACUGAGGGAUCAAGUAAUUUAUCCUGACUUACUGGAAGAUAUGCGUGAGAAAGGAUAUCAAGACCAAGAUCUGGAACGCAUUCUUGACAUUGUUCAUCUAAACCACAUAGUACAAAGAGAAGGAGGAUGGGAUGCUUUUACAGACUGGAAAGAUGUUUUAUCAGGAGGUGAGAAGCAACGGAUGGGAAUGGCAAGAAUGUUCUACCAUAGGCCGCAAUACGCAUUGCUUGAUGAAUGUACAAGUGCUGUGAGCAUAGAUGUAGAAGGAAAGAUAUUUCAAGCUGCAAAGGAUAAUGGAAUAAGCCUUUUGUCAAUAACUCACCGACCAUCCCUUUGGAAAUAUCACACUCAUUUGUUGCAGUUUGAUGGAGAAGGAGGGUGGCGUUUUGAACAACUGGAUACAGCUACACGUUUGUCAUUGAGUGAAGAAAAACAAAGGUUGGAAUCUCAACUUGCUGGAAUACCUAAAAUGCAGCAGAGACUGAAUGAACUGUGUCAAAUCCUAGGCGAAGAUUCAGUGCUUAAAAAAAUCCAAGCAGAGGAGUAGCUGCUCCAGUUAAUCGCUAACUUUUAAUAGGCUGCAGAUCAGGGAUGUCAAAGCUGCAGCCCUCUAGCAUAAGUGAACUACAACUUCUAGAAUCUGUAAAAAAGCUGCUUGCUAAGGAUACUGUGGGCUGAGGUUCACAACUACUGGGGUGGAUGGGGUGUAAAACGUGCUGCUGAAACUAAAAUGUAUGCAGAAUUCAAGGAAAAAACCUGCCACAUGGCUUUGUUUUGUUUUUUACUAUUGAGCUAUAUUCUAUAGUAUGCAGCAAUCUUAUAUUUAUGGCUCAUUCUUACGUUAUGGGUGAUACAUUACAUAAACAAAUCAUCCUUAAAACAUGGACACAAACUCAGUUUAUUUGCAAUAACAUUGUAAAUGAAACCCUGAUGUUAUUUAUUUUAGAGUGCCUUUAGAUUACAUCAGACAUGGAGUGGUGCAAGUUUAGCAUGACGCAUGAGGAUUUUCAUUCAAGGCAUUAGUGAUGAUAUAUCUUGCAUUGCACAUAUGGUAUUCAUUGAGCUUUGAGAAGACAACAACAUUUGCCCUACCCGUGUAGAUAAUAGCUACCAUGUAGGAUUUAACAUUUAGUAGUCUACUUGGGUUAUAGUAGUGUAAUUAAACAUCUGGUAGCUAUGGAUAACUGGCUGUGUUGUGCUUGUCAGUGUGGUAGUGUGUGCCUUGUUCUGGGUUGUGCUGGAGGGGCAGGGAUGCAAGUGCUAAAUGGAGGUGGAGGUGCAUCCCUUACUGCUCCAGCAGUUGCACUCCUGCCCAGAAUAAAUGUGACCUAUGAAUUGAUAAAUGCAGUAAGAAGUGGUAUUAUCCCCAAAAUCCAAAGAACCAAUUUGUUUGAUUUUAAAUAAUUGUUUUUAGUAGCCAUAAGGCAGUGUGCUGUACACAAAGUUAACCAAUAAAACCCAGGUUACUAAUAAACCUGUAAUAAGUUAUUUUUGCUACUGAUAAAUUGAGAUUCUAAAGUGAAAUAAAUUAUUGCCUCAAAUUUUAGGCAAUAACCUGUUUUUUUUUUAAUAGAAUGAACCCCUUUGAAAUCCUGUAAAUAAACAUUCAUUAUCUUCCAUACAGGAAGUUAACCUUAUAGAGGUAGCGCCUCCCGCUCCUAAAAUGAAACUGAUUAAGUGAAAUAAAUGUAGAAUUGCCUCUGCAUGAGACCGUUUCCUACAGCCUCUUCCUGAGAUGUGGCUAUGCUUGGCACAGAAUGUUUGCAUGGAUCUGCAGAAUACUUGGCUUGCUGAGAAUGACACCAAUUACAGAAAUGGUAUGGCAAACAUAGAAUGGGCAUUCUAUGAUACCUCAUAAAUGUAAGGUUUGCAUUCUCAGCAAAGGUAGUAGGUUUGUUUGAUAUUAUUGCUUUCAGUGUUGUCCAAAUAGCUCCCUUUUGACCAAAACAGUAGCAUGUGGUUGGAUAGUUUUAAUGCUCAGUCGACUAAUAAUGCAUUAUUAGAUGUCCGCAAUAAAAGCAUGAGUUGCAAGGCACUGAUAUGCCAAAUUACAAGAAGAUAUAAUACAGUAUUUUCUCCACUGAUAUAUUUUUAAAUUCCAUUAAUAUUUCAUUGCACAACUGAUAUAAAAGAUGUAUAGUGUUAUACGCAAGUGUACAACAAUGUAUGUACAUACGUCAGAAACCUACAAGACUAUAGCACAAAACGAAUCGUCUCUGGCUUAGUCGCAUAUAAAUGAGUUCUAAUAAGUUUGAAGUUUGUUAAGGAAAUGCAAAUCACAUUUAAGCAAUAUUUGAGUAUAUAUUUUUAUAUACAUAAACAAAUAUAGUUGAAAUACACAGAGAGUAAAGGAAAUAGGCUAUAUAAUUAUACUUUUAUGUAUCGACUAAUCAUUGUAUAUAUAUAUAUAUAUUUUCAUUUGUUUUAAAUUGCAUUGCCUUUAAAUGCCUUUAUAUGGCCAGCAAACCUUUAACCCUGCCACAAACAAAUAUAAUGUUAAAUAUAAUAUUUAUUUAAAAAAUAAAUGCAUUCAAGGCUGAAGUCUCCUGAAUAUACUUGGGUAAUGAAGUGAAUUCUGAUCAAUUUACUCAUCUCAAAUGUUCUCUUACCUUAUUUACAUACAUUUUGCAUUCUGGUCUAAUUGAAGAAACUGUGCACAAUGUGUGUUAACAAUAUGUAUGAAUGCUCAAAAUAGUUUCCCUAAAUUGCUCCACCCAAUUCAAGACAGGAAGAAAAUGGUGAUAUCUUCAAAACUUUGAAUAUUCUUAUCCUAUUUAGACUCAAUCUCCUACUAUUUCUCAAAAUAUUUCUCAGUCAGCAGAAUUCAUCAUAUCUCAAAAAAUGUUGUUUGAAAAAAAAAACCAGAUUACAUCAUUAGUUGCAAAUAAUAAACUUUAAGAAUACUCCAUUAGCAGUGCGCUCAGUUGGAUGUACAAAUCCCAACAUUGACCAUUAAUAAAGCGCCCUUUAAGAGUCCGAUUUACCAAAGUGGAAGUGGAAAAAAACACGAGUGCAGAAAAGAAAAAACAAUAAAAGUACUCAGUUUCUUUACCCAAGCAAGCAAUAGCUUGUUUCAGAAAAAAUAUAGUCCCAGUUGUAAUUUGUCACAGAAAAAAGUCACAAAUAAAUGAAAAUUACAUGGUUCCAUUCAUUUACAAUGGGACUGAAAAUCUUGAAUGUUUUAAUAAAGUGGGCAUAAAAAUUUAAGCUUCAGAAAAUACUGGUCAGCCUUCACUUGCCAAAGUCAAAUUCAAAUAUAUUCACUUUUGGAUAUCUGCGUUUGAGAAAAUAACACACUGUCAUGAAUAUUGUGACUUUUCUUUUUUAACUUAAGUAUUUUGUCACGGAAAAAAGCCACACAUAAUGAAUGAAAAUCAUAUUCAUAUUACUUUUUUUUCACUUGAUGAAUCUUUUUCUCUCUGAAUUCAAUCUGGCCCUUUAUUUCUUUAAUAAAUCCUGAAUAUUCAAGCAUUCGAAAUAUAUUCUUGAGAAUAUUCAUGUUUUUCCUGCAUUUUGAAAAAAAAAUCAACCUCAAGUGUUGAUACAUCUGCCCCUCUCUGUGUAUGACCACCUUUAGUAUUUUAUCUGAUAGAGAACUUUUUAUAAUAUCCCUCCCAACUGACCUGAUGUAGGAGGGACAAAAGCUGUUUACAGAUCCGUGGGAAGAUGUUUGGGUGGAUUAGUGUAAGGCUGGACAUAACUGGGCAUGAACAGCGUAGAGGCCAUAAUCCUGUAUUGGAAAAAGGAAACGUGGUAUGGCUUACAAUAUAAUUAUAAGUGGCAGUAAAAACCGUGGGCUGUGUAGAAAAUGUAAGUUUGGUGGAUUAAAAGGAAAAACUACCACCAGUGACAACUGUGAGCUUUGCAAUUGUAGGGCAAUUUAAAAUGUGUAAAUGUUGAUUUCAUUUAGAAUCCUAAAUAUAUAUUAAGCAAAGACAGCUCAUGUAACCUGAACAGCACAGACAGCAGCAUGUAUUAUUUAGUAACCUUGUUUUUUUUCUGUCCUGACUGCCUGCAUUAAAGUUUCAUUAGGUUACAGUAUUACUGGCCUCUCAUUUAAAGGAAAAAUAUUCCCUACGUCAAAUUUUAGAGCUGUGAGAGUUUUUUUUAAUACCUCAAAUGAACUCAAAAUGCGAAUUAUUUCCGACUGAAGAAAAAACUCAAAUGGAAAAAACUUGAAUCAGUAAAUUCAAGGUGAACAACCCAAAAGCCCUAAUUGAUCGAGUUUUUCACGGGAAAAGACGAAUUGCUCGAGUUGAUCGAGUUUUCGAACAAAACCCACCGAAAAAAACUCGAACAUCAUGACGACUAUUAACAUCUUCAAAUGGUUCAAGGGACCUCUGCUAUUGAUUUCUACAUGAACUUGACAGGUUUUAGCUGGAGUAUUUUUGGAUUCUAUUUUCAGCUUCAGGGUAUAAUAAAUCUAAAACAAUUUGUGGUUUUUUUUAACCUGAAAAUUUGGGUUUUGAAUUAAAAAUACCCUUAUAAACUUGAAUUUUUUGGGUUUAAUACAACCCAACCUUUAAUAAAUCUGCCCCUUAAUGUACACAGUAAUUAUGAGCUCAUGUUAACUGACCAACGAUAUUUUGGUAGAUUUGUGUUGGGUAUUUUUUUGUUGUUGUUUUGUUUUCUAUUUAAUAUAAUUAUAAGAUUCAUUUUUAUAGAAAUAUUUCAAGGAAAUGAGUUAUCCGAUAAACAAGUACAGUAUUAUGAAAAGCUGCUUUCUUGAUAUUUGUUUGGAAACUGUGAAGAUUAUCUGUAUUACUGUACUUCUAUGUAAAUUAUUACAAUGGCCCAUUAAAUACAUCCUCCAAA